Molecule: messenger RNA, 894 nt
Organism: Plasmodium yoelii
Lineage: Eukaryota; Apicomplexa; Aconoidasida; Haemosporida; Plasmodiidae
Product: PIR protein
Exons: 3
Coding region: 1-894 (297 amino acids)
Source: RefSeq, a predicted model, not a curated record
AUGGAUAAAAAUCUGUGUGAAAAGUUCGAGAAUGUAUGGGAAGAUUUCCCCGAUACAUUGACCGAUGAUGGAAAGUAUCAACUUAAAGAUACAACUUUUUUAAAUAGUUAUUGUGAUGGUAAUAAAUGUGAUAGUAAUCUCGAAAAAAUUAAUGCCGGAUUUUUUUAUUUGCUUAAUCAAUUCUUGGGGAGUUAUGGGUCAUCGUAUUAUGCGCAAAAUAAUAUAAAUGUUGUUGAUUAUACUAUUCUAUGGUUAAGUUAUAUGUUAAUCCUAAAGGAAAAUUCAUAUAAAGAUAGUAUAAAACAUUUUUAUACCACAUUUAUAAAUAAUAAUGCAAAAUAUAAAAGUACUGUAGACAAUGUUGAAGGUUGUCGUACUUUUAAGGAUAUUAUAGAAAAAAGACACAAUUUGAUGAAUAAGGACAUGGAUAAAAAUAGUAUAUCUACAUUGUAUGAUGCAUUUAAAUUAUUAUGUAAAAUGUAUACUGAUUUUAAUAAAGACACGUCAAAUUGCAAAAAAUGUUCGGAAAAAGCUAAUGAAUUUGUUGAAAAAUAUAAAAAACUUAAUGAAGAUCCUAAUAAUACUAAUGGCAGUUCAUAUAAUAAAAUGUUGUCUACUUUAUUAACUGAUUAUAAUAAAUUAAAAGAUAAAUGUAACGGUAAUUCAUCCUUCCCAUCGAUAGAAACAAUGCAAAAUUCUGGACUAAUUUCUGAAGAUACAUCAUCAAGUUCGUCGAUAGGAAACAAAUUAAUUUCAGUUUUAUCGGUAUUUGGUGCAAUAGCAUUUCUUUUAGGAAUUUCUUAUAAGUAUUCGUUAUUUGGAUUUCGGAAACGAUUUCAAAAACAAAAAUUAAGAGAAAAAAUAAAAACUAUAAAGAAGAAAAUGAAUCAUUAA